AUGAAGAACACUAGCCUGUCGUCGAAGCUCGCCCAACUGAUGAUACUUCUGGUUCUCUCUCCCGCACUAGGUUUCGAUUUCAUCUACUUCCUUCAACAGGUACGCAGACCCAUCAGCCAGUUUCUCUGACUUUGAAUUAAAAGAAAGGGGGAGGCGUCUCGUUCUAACUUCUGCGGUGUGUAUAGUGGCCGGGGUCUCUCUGUGACACCAUGAAGAGCUGUUGCUACCCAACGACCGGGAAGCCUCCGGCCGACUUCCGCAUCCACGGCCUCUGGCCUAACAACGCGGAUGGUACCUACCUUUCUUUCUACAAACCCGAGGACGCUUUCGACAUCACCAAGGUGCAAUACUCUCUCUAUCUCUCUUUCCCUCUCUCUCUCUCUUUCCCUCUCCCUCUCUCUCUCCCUCUCCCUCUCUCUCUCCCUCUCCCUCUCUCUCCCUCCCUCCCUCUCUCUCUCUCCCUCCCUCCCUCCCCCCCUCUCUCUCUCUCUCUGUCUGUCUAUCUAUCUAUCUAUCUAUCUGUCUCUCUCUCUCUCCUUUUCUCUCUGCCCGCCUCUCUCUGUCUAUCUCUCUCUCCUUUUCUCUCUGCCCACCUAUCUCUAUCUAUCUAUCUAUCUAUCUAUCUAUCUGUCUAUCUGUCUAUCUCUCUCACCUUGUCUCUCUGCCCACCUCUCUCUAUCUAUCUCUCUCUCUCUGAUUUUCUCUCUCCCCACCUCUCUCUGUCUAUCUAUCUAUCUAUCUAUCUAUCUAUCUAUCUGUCUGUCUAUCUCUCUCUCCUUUUCUUUCUGCCCACCUCUCUGUUUAUCUAUCUCUCUCUCUUCCCUCCCUCUCUCUCUCUCUCUUUCUCUCUCUCUCUCUCUUCCUCUCUCUCUCUAUAUGUAACUAUCUAUAUACACUGUUAUCAUUCUUCUUCUUUCCCUUGCUCUUCGUCAUCUUCCUCUUCCUCUUCUUCCUCCCGGUGUUCCCUCUGGCAGAUCAGCGACCUGAUGACGCGGAUGGUGUCGGAUUGGCCCACGCUGGCGUGCCCGAGCAGCAACGGCCGCCGGUUCUGGAAGCACGAGUGAGAGAAGCACGGCACCUGCUCCGAGUCCGUCCUUGACCAACGUCAGUACUUUGAGACCGCCCUCUGCCUCAAGCGGGAGGUCGACUUGCUCGGAGUCCUCCAAGUCGCCUGUAAGCCUCACGGGGGCGCUUCAUCGUUUUGCGGCGGCGAUAAUAGCCCGGUAUCAGUUGAAUACAUGGGGCCUGCUCUACGACCCAUCGCUAAAUAG
Messenger RNA from Spirodela intermedia, 1271 nucleotides. NCBI's taxonomy places the organism in Eukaryota, Viridiplantae, Streptophyta, Magnoliopsida, Alismatales, Araceae. The record is from the annotation of a GenBank genome assembly.